Messenger RNA from Monomorium pharaonis (pharaoh ant), 3491 nucleotides. RefSeq lists its product as uncharacterized. The transcript is spliced from 10 exons. NCBI's taxonomy places the organism in Eukaryota, Metazoa, Arthropoda, Insecta, Hymenoptera, Formicidae. Bases 859 to 3450 code for a protein of 863 amino acids. Gene Ontology annotation, molecular function: olfactory receptor activity; odorant binding. Gene Ontology annotation, cellular component: plasma membrane. Gene Ontology annotation, biological process: detection of chemical stimulus involved in sensory perception of smell; sensory perception of smell. The record is from RefSeq and is a predicted model, not a curated record.
CAACAAGUGUGUCUAUCAUGUGUAAUGCCUAUCAUCAGAUAAAAUUAUUCAUUCAUUUUCUUAACAAAGAUUAUUUCUCAUAAAGUAUCAAGUUGCAUUUAAUGAUAUAAUAUUUAAUAAUAAUAAUAAUAAUUCAGAGAUGCUUAUAAAAAAUUUGAACUUCUAAACGUCUUAAGUUUCAAUUUUAAUGCUGUCUAGCAUUACUGUGUUCUGCAAUAGCAAAUAUUGUAGGAAACUGCAAUAUUUGUCUAUUUUGAAUCAAAAUCAUUAUUGUUUUUGGAAAUUUAUUUCACGUGAUAUUUAAAUAUCCGGAGCAUGGAAUCAAAAAUUUUUUUGACUGAAACAUAAUUUUCACUAUUUAAAUAUAUUAUUCUAAUCAAAGAAAUACAAUGAUGUAAUGAACAAAAAAUAAUAUUUCAAAUAUAGUCGCAGAAUACACUUACUUUUAGAGAUAUUCCGCUAAUUGUAAGUUAUAAACUUGGUUUGCGUCUUGCUUACACUGCUGUUACUAGAUUUCUUUUAAAAAAUUUAACGUUAACUCUUUUAUAACGUUCAGUAGAAUGGCUUUCUGUUUCUUACUGUACAGACAGAUAGGGGGAAAAUCGCAAAGAAAUCUUGCGCGUAACCUCUCCAGAAGUUUUUAUACGUACAAGAUAGACUUUAGUUAUCAUUUCUCCGGCGCGCAGGCGCAAGUGAAUUAUUAAUUACCUUUGUUUGCAACGACGGACACACGCUGCAAACAGAUUGUGUUUUAUCUUUAUAUCGCACAUUGCAGAUGUAUUUCCAGGCUACGCGAUAUCGUAGUAUGAACAGUAAGAAAUCCAUAUAAAAAAUUGUAGAAUCAAUCCACCUCUCAAAAUGUUUGCCAACAAAAAUUAUGAACGCGACAUAGAGAACGUUUUUGUAUUGAAUCGCUUCUUCUCUCGCAUGAUAGGCAUAUGGCCAUUCGUACACGCAAAUUCCCUUCUUCCGGAGCUGUUGGAGACGAUCACCGUAGUCCUCACGUGUUUCGUGUUUAUCAUCUGUGAACUAAUUCCAAUGUUGCUCUAUAUGUUCAUGGUGCUGACGGACAUUUCUAAAAGACUAAAAUUCAUGGGCAGCGUGGUAUUCACGGUAGUGCAAAUCAUCAAGUACGUUUACAUGCUGCUUUACAGAAGUCAUGUGCGAAAUUGUCUAAUGCUGGUCGACGCGGACUGGCGAAACGUCGUCAAUCCGAGCGAUCGAAUCUCGAUGAUCGACAGAAUCAGAAUUGGUAAACGUUUGAUUGUGAUGUGCGCCGUAUUCGUAUAUCUGACUGGCGUAGCUCUUCGAAUGGCCAUACCGUUAUCAAUGGGGAAAAUUGUUACACCACAAAAUAUCACAAUCAGACCACUGUCAGGCCCGGCAUAUCUGAUUAUACUUGACGUGCAGCGUAGUCCAGUUUACGAAAUUGUAUAUUUUAUACAAUUUCUAUCGGGCUUUAUUAAAUAUACGAUUACGGUAGCAACCUUUAGUUUCGUGACUCUUUGCGCAAUGCAUUUUUGCGCACAGGCGGAUAUACUUAUGACAUUAAUGAACGAUUUCAUAAACGAGAAUCGACCGGAAUAUUUGAACAGAAGGUUGGCUACUGUCGUGGAGCGUCAAAUCAAAAUAAGAAAUUUCUUACAAUUGGUGCAAAACAUCACUCAGUAUCCAAGUUUGGCAGAAGUUCUGGGAUCUUCUGCCAUGUUAUGCUUCGCAGGAUAUCACAUUAUCAUGGGAUGGGAAAAUCAUAAUAUCGUUGUUCUAUGCUCAUAUAUUCUUGCACUAAUAAUGUUAAUGUUCAACAUAUUUAUUUACUGUUAUAUGGGCGAGCAAGUCAUUGAACAGGGAGAAAAAAUAGCAUUAACGACAUGCACCUUGGAUUGGCACCGUCUUCCGAAUACGAAAGCACGAGCAUUAAUUUUACUUAUAACCAUUUCCGAAAUUCCAUUAAAACUUAAAGCAGGAAAUUUCAUCGAGCUUUCCCUCAGAACAUUUGGCAAUAUUACCAAGAUGGCCGUAACAUAUUUAAAUCUUAUUCGAUCAAAGGGUUUUAGCUACGACAUGACUCUUCUCGGAUACGCAGGCGCAAGUGAAUUAUUAAUUACCUUUGUUCGCAACGACGGACACAAGCUGCGAACAGAUUGUGUUUUGUCUUUAUAUCGCACAUUACAGAAGUAUUUCCAUGCUACAUGGUAUCGUUAUGAACUGAAAGAAAUCCGUAUAAAAAACUGUAGAACAAAUUUACCUCUCGAGAUGUUUGCAAACAAGUAUUACGAACGCGACAUAAAGAAUGCUUUUGCGUUGAAUCGCUUCUUCUUUCGCGUGAUAGGCAUAUGGCCAUUCGCGUACGCAAAUUCCCUUCUUCCGGAACUGUUCGAGACGAUCGCCUUAGUACUCGCGUGUUUCGUGUUUCUCAUUUGUGAAUUAAUUCCAAUGUUGCUCUAUGUGUUUAUGGUGCUGACGGACGUUCGGAUAAGGUUGAAAUUCACGGGCAGCUUGAUAUUCACGGCAGUGCAAAUCAUCAAGUACGUUUACAUGCUGCUUUACAGAAGUCAUGUGCGAAAUUGUCUAAUGCUGGUCGACGCGGACUGGCGAAACGUCGUCAAUCCGAGCGAUUACAUCUCAAUGAUCGACAGAGUCAAAAUUGGUAAACGUCUGAUUGUGAUGUGUGCCGUAUUCGUCUACCUGAACGGCGUGGCUCUACGAAUGGUCAUACCAUUAUCAAUGGGGAAAAUUGUUACACCACAAAAUAUCACAAUCAGACCACUGCCCUCCGCAGCAUAUCUGAUUAUACUUGAUGUGCAGCGUAGUCCAGUUUACGAAAUUCUAUAUUUCAUACAGUUUUUGGCGGGCUUUAUUAAGUAUACAAUUAUCGUGGCAUGUUUUGGUUUCGUGACUCUUUGCGCGAUGCACUUUUGUGCGCAAGCGGACAUACUUGUAACAUUAAUGAAUGAUUUCGUGAACGAGAAUCGACCAGAAAACUUGAACAAGAGAUUGGCUACUGUCGUGGAGCAUCAAAUCAGAAUAAGAAAUUUCUUACAAUUGGUGCAAAGCAUCGCUCAGUACCCAAGUUUAGUAGAAGUCGUGGGAUCUUCCGUAAUGUUAUGCUUCGCAGGAUAUUACAUUAUCAUGGGAUGGGAAGAUCAUAAUAUUAUUAUUCUGUGCUCAUAUAUUCUUUCACUAAUAAUGUUAAUGUUCAAUAUAUUUAUUUACUGUUACAUGGGCGAGCAAAUCGUUGAACAGGGAGAAAAAAUAGCAUUAACGACAUGCACCUUAGAUUGGCACCGUCUUCCGAAUACGAAAGCACGAGCAUUAAUUUUACUUAUAACCAUUUCCGAAAAUCCAUUAAAGCUUAAAGCAGGAAAUUUCAUCGAUCUUUCCCUUAAAACAUUUGGCAAUAUUACCAAGAUGGCCGUAACAUAUUUAAAUCUUCUUCGAUCAGUUUAAUAAAUUUUAAUAAUUAAUCAUAAAUAGAUCAUAGAGUAAAA